Messenger RNA from Lasiodiplodia theobromae, 1458 nucleotides. Its product is annotated as Cytochrome p450 protein. The coding region runs from base 1 to 1458 and encodes 485 amino acids. Gene Ontology annotation, molecular function: iron ion binding; heme binding; oxidoreductase activity, acting on paired donors, with incorporation or reduction of molecular oxygen. The record is from RefSeq and is a predicted model, not a curated record. The transcript is spliced from 7 exons. Lineage: Eukaryota; Fungi; Ascomycota; Dothideomycetes; Botryosphaeriales; Botryosphaeriaceae.
AUGGAAACAUCCACAAUAUUGAACUCUCUCAAAGACUUUGGCGUGAUGCGCUGUUGUAGCGCAGCUGCAGCAUUCCUCCUUGCCAGCUUUAUUGCCACAGUAUUCUACAAUAUUCUGUUCUCGCCACUGAAAAAAUUUCCGGGCCCGAAGUUGGCUGCUGCAAGCGUUGUCCCAUACUGGUACAACACACUGUCUGGGAACAGCAUGAUUUGGUUAAAGUCCCUCCAUGAGAAAUACGGAGAUGUUGUGCGCAUUUCUCCAGAUAGGCUUAGCUACAUCAAUCCUGAAGCCUGGAGAGACAUCUACGGGCAUCGCACGGCUGGCCACAAAGCAAACCCAAAGGAUUCCCAUGAUCAAAGGCAUGGCGAAGUGCGAAAAAUCUUUUCAAACGCGUUCUCGGAGAGAGCUUUGAAACUCCAAGAGUCCUUGAUCAUGAGAAGCGUCGACAAGCUCAUCGGAAAUAUCCAUACAGCCAUCAAAAACGAUCCCGAGGUGCGCCUGGAUAUCGUCAAGCUUUACAACUGCACCACGUUCGAUAUCAUGGGGGAGCUUACGUUUGGGGAGACUCUUGGCCUCCUUGACAAGUCAGAGUACUCCCCCUGGGUAUCUGCUAUCUUCCGGAGCGUCAAGGCCAUCGAGUUCGGCCGGCUAUCUCUCGACUACCCAAUCCUCCGCCGCAUCAUGGACAUCGUCCUCCCAGCUUCCAUCUCCAAGGGCGAAGACGAGCACUACAAGUACUCCUCAGACCGUGUCGACCGGCGGCUUGAAAAGGGCGCCGACCAGGCCGAUAUCUGGAACCUGGUGCUGCACAAGAAUGAGGGGGUACUCAACCUGGACGAGAUGCAUGCGAACGGUAUGAUCUUCAUGAUUGCGGGUACAGAGACCACUGCGACUCUUCUAAGCGGACUCACCUACUCUCUCUUGACGAAUCCUGACAAGCUCCAACGGGCGGUGGAGGAAGUAAGAUCCCUUCCGGAGGACCAGCUCAACCUGGAAGUGUUGCCGCGCUUGAAAUAUCUAUCUGCAUGCUUCGACGAGGGUUUCAGGACUUAUCCUCCAGUUCCGACGGCCAUGUUGCGCGAAGUUCCCGAAGGUGGUAAUGUCAUAUGCGGCGAAUGGGUUCCCGCCAAGACUCGGAUUGGCGUCCCUCAAUAUGUUGCGUAUCAUUCUGCGUCUAACUUUAAGGACCCUGACUCCUUUGUCCCAGAGCGGUGGCUACCAGGAACCGGUUAUGAUGACGAUAAGAAAGAGGUCCUACAGCCAUUUUUGUAUGGCCCUCGUAACUGCAUUGGCAAAAAUCUCGCGUACCACGAAAUGCGUCUUAUAUUUUCAAAGGUCCUCUGGCACUUUGACCUGUCUAUUUGUUCUGAGAGCAGGGAGUGGACGGAUCAGAAGGUGUGGUCGUUGUGGGACAAGCCUCCACUCUGGAUCAACGCAAAGAAGGUUGAACGAAAGUGA